AUGGAGCCGAACGAUCCGUCGGCAAGAUUGACCGUCGAGGAUUUGUCCGACUGCAGGAGCGAGAGCAGUCACUCGGAGAGCCAAUUGAGAGCCUUCCAGGACUACGAACGCAUCAAGGAAUUGAAUUUAUCUGUGGACAAGUCAAAGGAAGAUCCUGCGAUUGAACCUAAAGACUUUCAUCUAGGGUUAGAACCUGGUAGAACCUCUAUUCGUUCGUCCUUCGACGAAUUUGAAAAUAGUAGCAGGAACCUUCCACUAUCACUGAACAAAGGCAAGGAUUUUGGUUACAUUGCCGGUAGUUUAAACGAGAUGGCCUAUCCCUUGGACAGAUCUAGUGAAAAUGACGAGUCUCUGGAAACGACUAACCAGUGCAGGACCAAGAAUCCGACGGCCAAGGAUUUGCUCUUCAAUCUUCGCGAGAACAGGCACAAAAAUGCUCACGCCACGUUGUCUCUCGAUAGGUACGGCAAGGAUUUGAAUUUUGCUGUGUCAGAAAAGGAUAUCAAGGACUUUGGAUUGCUGAAGAAUUACAGUCUGGAUCGGAUGAAGGAGUUCAAUCUGUCGUUGGAUAGGAUGAGGGAUAGCCACAUUGGGAAUUUUGCUCUGGAGAGACUUAGAGGAGGAGCUGGAUUGCUGGAAAAUCCACCGAUAUUAGAGCAUAAUGAGUUGAAAAGUAUGCAGAUGCAACCGAGGAACCAGGAUUUGGAAGCUAUUGCGUUGGAACGUAUGAGAAGAUCUCACUUGUUGGGAGCCGAUCUCUCGGCACAAAAUUUGUCCACGCAGAUACCACAUCCGCAUUCUAUCACACAGAUGCAGCACUCGCAGCAGCAACAGCAACAACAGGCUAAGUCGUUUACCAUCGACGCGAUUCUUGGCUUGAGGAAUAAUCCCCGGGAGAAACGGAGUCAGCAGCAACAGUACAGAAAGCAUCAAGGUCAGGAAGGCGGGACGAAGAACGGUGGUUCAAGCUCGUGCUCCGGCGGCGGCGGCAAGCUGAAGAGGGUGCGUACGAUCUUCACUGCAGAACAGCUGGAACGGUUGGAGGGAGAAUUCGCGCGACAACAGUACAUGGUCGGGCCGGAGAGGUUGUACCUGGCGCACGCACUCAGACUGACCGAAGCCCAGGUGAAGGUGUGGUUCCAAAACCGACGCAUCAAGUGGAGGAAACAUCAUCACGAGCAACAGAGCCAAAGGGUGCACGAGUUCCAGCGGUCGCUGAACUCUUCGCUGGAACACGAGGACAGUAACGAGACCGACAAAUGGUGAAAAGAGA
Molecule: messenger RNA, 1273 nt
Organism: Bombus pyrosoma
Lineage: Eukaryota; Metazoa; Arthropoda; Insecta; Hymenoptera; Apidae
Exons: 2
Coding region: 1-1266 (421 amino acids)
Biological process (GO): neuron differentiation; regulation of DNA-templated transcription; central nervous system development
Molecular function (GO): DNA binding; DNA-binding transcription factor activity, RNA polymerase II-specific
Source: RefSeq, a predicted model, not a curated record